Molecule: messenger RNA, 2126 nt
Organism: Mastomys coucha (southern multimammate mouse)
Lineage: Eukaryota; Metazoa; Chordata; Mammalia; Rodentia; Muridae
Product: cytochrome c oxidase assembly protein COX16 homolog, mitochondrial
Exons: 4
Coding region: 187-426 (79 amino acids)
Biological process (GO): mitochondrial respiratory chain complex IV assembly
Cellular component (GO): mitochondrial inner membrane
Source: RefSeq, a predicted model, not a curated record
UCGACUUCCGGGGGAGGGAGGAAGCGGGAGUGUGUUUUGACUAGUCGUUUACGUUUGACUCGCGGAGGCUUUUCAGGCGAGGACCUGGCACCCAAACCUGCGCUGAGUCUACAACUUCGCCUGAAAGGUGUUCCGGGCCGCUCUGGGGUCGCUCUGGAGGCGGCUAAACAGGCCGCACCUUCUGCCAUGACUGCGCCCGCUGUGUUGCGCGCCCUGCGUAAGAACAAGACCCUCCGUUACGGAGUUCCCAUGUUGUUGUUGGUUGUUGGAGGUUCUUUUGGUCUUCGAGAAUUUUCACAAAUCCGAUAUGAUGCUGUGACAAUUAAGAUUGAUCCUGAAUUGGAGAAAAAAUUGAAAGUGAAUAAAAUAACUUUAGAGUCAGAAUAUGAGGAAGAAGAUUCCAGACCUGUGGAAACCUGGAUGUGAAUAAUAUGAUGGCAGAAAUUUUUGAUUAAAAAGCCAGAUAUAAGUCUGUAUGCUUUUCAUUCUACUUGCAAAUGAAAAUAGUAGUGUUGAACAUAUAUACAUAUGCACACACACAUCCACACAUACCCUGCUACCAAUCUAUAAUAAAAUGUGACUACUGCUUCCAUAGCAUGCCAUGCAUUCUACUUUCGUAUUACCCACUCAUACUCCUUUUCCAGCCACUAGAACAUUUUUGCUAUCUCAGUUUGGUUUCAUAGGCUUAGAUUCAGAUUUUCCCAAUAAAAUUGUGACUUUAUGUUAAGCCUAUAAAUAAGUAAUCAUAAUCUAGUAAUGGUCUUGUGUUUUAUUCCUAAUACUUUAUAAAUGAGCCUCAGAAACCUGUUUAUAUGCAGCACAUGAUAGUAAGGAGAUGUGACAUUUUGUUGAGGUUAUCAAAUGGCUGUGUUAUGCAUCAGCAUAGUCUGGGAGUUGGUUCUAGUUUGUUAGAGCUCCUGUAGUCUGAUCCUUAAACAAAAUGGUAGGAAAGAUAAGAGUUUUGUUUUUAAGCCAAUAAUAGCUCAUUUUCUUCUUUUACUUCUGUUUAGGCAGUCUCAAUUCCCUACCUUGUGUAAUCUUAGUGCUGAAUUCCAAAUACCUGAAAUUUCAGUUGAAAUAUUCCCAUUAUAACUAUUCCAAAUGAUCAAACACCACACUUUUCCCUCAAUCAAUUUUAAUUAAUUUCAACACAUUAGUUUUAGUAAUCUUAGAAUAUUAUUUAAUGGAUAAUUACAAACUGACUUCAAAGUUACUGUCUUAGUUACUUUUCUGUUGCUGUGAUAAAACCAAAAGCAACUUGGAAAAUAAAGGGUUUAUUUUGCUUACACUCUUAGUCAGGGGAGGAACUCAAGGCAGGGAUUGAUGCAGAAGCAAUGGAGGAACAUGGCUUUCUGGCUUGCUUCCCAUUUCUUACUCAACUUCCUUUCUUAUGCAACCCAGGAUCAUAAAGGAUAGCACCAUCUACAAUGGGUAGUUCUCCCACAUCAAUCAUCAUUCAAGAAAAUUACCUGUAGACUUGCCUACAAGCCAGUCAUAUAGAGAUAUUUUCUGGAUUAUGAUUGCCUCUUCUCAGAUGACCCUAGUUUGUAUCUAGUCGAUAUGAAAACCAACCAAAAUAAUCUACCCCUUGUCAAUUUGACACACCAACACAGCACUUCCUAAGCCACAGCCCUUCUUGUUUGUCCAUGGUGUCAUGCUAAUAUCAAUAUGACUGUAUAAAACAUUUCAACUUUUAAAAGUCCCACAGUCUUUAAAUUUUUUAACACUUUAUUUAUUUAUUUUUAUUUUUUUGUUUUUCGAGACAGGGUUUCUCUGUGUAGCCCUGGCUGUCCUGGAACUCACUCUGUAGACCAAGUUGGCCUCGAAUUCAGAAAUCCUCCUGCCUCUGCUUCCCAAGUGCUGGGAUUAAAGGUGUGCACCACCACCGCCCGGCUAUUUUUCAAUACUUUAAAUGCUCAGUUUUUUAAUAAUACCUAAUCUCAAACUACAAAUGCUCUUUAAAUCCCCAAAUUUCUCUGAAAUACUGAAAGUCUCUCUAACUGUGGGCUCCUGUAAGACAAAACAAGAGCAAACAAAAGACAAAGAAGUUAAAGACUUUUUACCCUGAGAGGGAAGAACUAGGGCAUGCACAGUCACAAUCAAAUAAAAUCAAAAUCCAAAUUCAA